AACCUAUUCCUUCUACCUGAACGAGCAGAUUCCGUGGCCAACAAUACACCUGUGCUUAACGACGUGGUACAACCUUUUUGGGGCGUGGUGGAAGGGCUAGCUGGACACGAAUGUCGAGUAGAAAAUUCAGCGACAAAUAAAACAACAGAUUAUCAG
Molecule: messenger RNA, 156 nt
Organism: Dentiscutata heterogama
Lineage: Eukaryota; Fungi; Glomeromycota; Glomeromycetes; Diversisporales; Gigasporaceae
Source: the annotation of a GenBank genome assembly